GGUGCCAUCGCUGCCCGCAGCCCCGGCCGCCGCUCCGUGCCGGUGCCGGUGCCGGUGCCGGCCAUGAGCAAGCGCAAAGCUCCCCAGGAGAGCCUCAAUGAAGGCAUCACCGACUUCCUCAUCGAGCUCGCCAACUACGAGCGCAACGUGAACCGGGCCAUCCACAAGUACAACGCGUACAGGAAAGCGGCCUCGGUCAUAUCUCGGUAUCCCAGCAAGAUACAGAGUGGGGCUGAAGCCAAGAAGCUGGAUGGAGUGGGUGCUAAAAUAGCUGAAAAGAUAGAUGAGUUCUUAUCCACUGGAAAGCUUCGUAAAUUGGAAAAGAUUCGGCAGGAUGAUACAAGCUCUUCUAUCAAUUUCCUGACACGAGUCACUGGCAUUGGUCCUGCUGCUGCCAGGAAGUUUGUUGAGGAAGGAAUUAAGACUUUAGAAGAUCUAAGAAAAAUUGAGCACAAGCUGACCCAUCACCAGCGAAUUGGGUUGAAAUACUUUGAAGAUUUUGAGAAGAGAAUCCCGAGGGAAGAAAUGCUGCAAAUGCAGGAAAUUGUGCUCAAAGAGAUAGAGAAACUGGACCCAAGCUACAUUGCUACAGUGUGUGGCAGUUUUAGGCGAGGUGCAGAGUCAAGUGGUGACAUGGAUGUUCUCCUGACCCAUCCCAGUUUCACAUCAGAAUCAACCAAACAGUCAAAACUUUUGCAUAAAGUUGUAGAACAGCUGGAAAAAGUCCACUUUAUCACAGAUAUGCUGUCUAAAGGGGACACCAAAUUCAUGGGUGUCUGCCAGCUGCCAGAUAAAGAGGAUGGAACAGCUUAUCCACACCGCAGGAUUGAUAUCAGGCUUAUCCCAAAAGAUCAGUAUUACUGUGGUGUGCUGUAUUUCACAGGUAGCGAUAUAUUCAAUAAAAACAUGAGAGCUCAUGCUCUGGAGAUGGGUUUCACCAUCAAUGAGUACACAAUACGCCGCCUGGGUGUUACUGGAGUUGCUGGAGAGGCCCUGCCAGUGGAAUGUGAAAAAGACAUUUUUGAUUAUAUCCAGUGGAAAUACCGAGAGCCAAAGGACCGGAGUGAAUAACAAACUGCUUGUCUGGGUUUAGAGCUUACAGAGAUAUUUUCAUAGCUUUUACAAAGAUGUGGAAGUGCAUAGUCUUACCUUGAAUGUUACUUGAAAAACUGUAUAUUACUGAUGUCUAAAGCACAUCCAUGGCACUUGAACAGAACAGAAUGUGUCGUGAAGAAAAAUCCCGUGAGAUUUCAUUUUUAUGUAGUCACAGAAUAAUUUGGGUUGGUAGGGACCCCUAAAUGCCAUUUUGUCCAGUCCCCCUGCCAUGAGCAGGGAUAUCUUUGACUGGAGAACAUUGCUUAGAGCCCCAUCUUUGACUAGAGAAGAUUGCUUAGAGUCCAAUCUGCCCUUGAAUGUUUCCAGGGAUGGGGCCCCCAGCAUCUCUCUUUGUAUCUCAUAUUUAUGUAGAUACCAGAAUGAAAAAAUGCUGAGUAUCAUGAAGCACUCCUGAAAAGUACCAUUUUUAACUAUUCUCUAUCUCCUCACACCUGUGUUAGGUGUCUUGGUGCAGUGCUGAAGCUCAUGAUGAGUUUAUCCUUCUAAAAUCUUUCAAUAUGGGCUCCAUGCUAUGGUGGCCAUUCUCCUGUUACAUGUGAAUUGUGAAUUUUGUUCCUAGACAUGUUGUAAUAUUGAUUGCAGUGCUCUUUGUUUUAUUUGGCUUGGUCUGAUUAAUUUAUGCAUUGCUACCACUCCUGCAGAUUCAAUCUGCCCUUUUUUUAGAUGCAAACCUGUCAAAUCUUAUUUUACACCUCCUCUUUACAUGUUGGGAAGGGUAAUGAGUAUUUUGGAUGUGAGACGAGGUCUUUUCAAUAAUGCAUUACUGGUUGUGUUUGGGACAGGGAUUCUGUUAUUUAACUUAAAAAAAUUCUAAUUAGUAACUACUUCCAUGA
This is a messenger RNA of Melozone crissalis (California towhee), 1949 nucleotides long. It is a transcript of the gene POLB, whose product is annotated as DNA polymerase beta. Gene Ontology annotation, molecular function: DNA binding; DNA-directed DNA polymerase activity. Gene Ontology annotation, cellular component: nucleus. NCBI's taxonomy places the organism in Eukaryota, Metazoa, Chordata, Aves, Passeriformes, Passerellidae. The transcript is spliced from 14 exons. Gene Ontology annotation, biological process: double-strand break repair via nonhomologous end joining. Bases 64 to 1071 code for a protein of 335 amino acids. The record is from RefSeq and is a predicted model, not a curated record.